UGUUCAAAGACGGCUUGGAUUUCCACCAUUUGUUUCUAUUCCAGUGUUGAAACUUCGCCUCGGGACCACCAAGAAGGUUCCGAGUUGAAGAUUUGCGUCUGAAAUUCGAGCUCGCUAGUUUGUAUAACUCGCGCGUUUUGCGCCUCGUGACGUGUUUCCUAUUCUAUCACGUGAUUACAAGAAAUGUCAUUUGUGUUCCAGUGAUAUUGCUAGUUGUGAUCAAACUCCAACAAUGGCUACGGUUGCGAGUGGAAUGAAUAACGCGAUCCCAAACGGACCUGAACUUGGUGAAGUGAAAAUAGAGAAAGUAGAUCAGAUCAAGACGAGCGAUCAGAACUUCAACUGGAAAAUAACGACGACGGUGCCUUCAUAUAACGAUGCCAAUUCCCUGAACACAACAACAACCGUAACAGAAAACACGUCUUCGGACAACAGUAAUAAUGUAGUAGUGGCAGAAUGUCCUCAAAUCGAUGCUGCUACUCUAAAGCUUGCUACUUUGCCAAUGAAGACACAGAUCAUGCCUGGCCCUUACUCUGAAGUUCAGCUGCCCAAGAAGGAAAAUCAUGUCAAACGGCCGAUGAAUUCGUUCAUGGUUUGGGCGCAGUCAGCGAGAAGAAAACUCGCCGAACAGUACCCGCACGUACAUAAUGCUGAAUUAAGCAAAAUGCUCGGAAAACUCUGGCGAAUGCUUCCCCCUGCUGAAAAGCAACCGUACGUGGAUGAGGCGGCAAGGCUAGACAAAAGACACAAAGAGGAAUUUCCAGACUAUAAAUAUCGACCAAGAAGGAAGCAGAAACCGAUGAAACGUCCGUAUGUUCAAACGCGAGUUGCUGUGACACCCGGGUGGCCUGCUGGACAGGCUCAAACUCCAAUCGCAAUGAACGGGACGGCUACCAUCGCAGCUCAAAACGGCACCUUUCCCACUACAGCCUUGACACAGAAUUCCCAAGUGGCUCAGGUUUUUCCUCAAGGAAUUCAGACAGUCCCAGUACAAGCAGUGAACAAUGGAGGCACGGUAACGUAUGCGCCAAUCGGUAGUGUAGGAUACGUACCAACGACUCCUAUUCCGGGAGGAAGUAUGAUUCUACGACCAACGUUCGUUACAACUGCAGUAACGAAUCCAACAUCAAUCCAACCUCCAGCUUCUGUAACCGUGCAGGCGGUCAGAUCUACCGUAGCAACAACUCUGGCGACUCCAAGUUAUGCUAUCCCGUUAACACAGUACGCUGGAGCGCCGAUUAUUGUUUCGAGCGGUGUCAAUAACCUGGUUAACUCUACCGACAAUACAAACAUGGCUACAGAAAAACCUACGGAAAACGUACCUCUGGCUACCAUAAGCAUUCCCGCUUCAAUGGCUGGGCCCAUGAACAAUCAUUUCGCCACUAUUGCGGCUGCAGGACUUGUGGCGCCCAAUUCGGAUCCUGUCCAACCCAAAACCUCGGAAAGCCAACAUGCGGUGGAUAAUAAUUCCGUUCUGACUGUUUCUGUGUCGAGAAAUGGCACUGAGAACCAAGUUGAUGCGUCAAACGCAGAGCAUCCACAGAGUAUUGAGGUGAAAACAGCUGAGGGAUGUCGGAUUUAAUCUUAAAUUACUGGCUGCCUCAUAAAUCUCGGUAGGCCAUAGCGUGCAAGUACUAACCCUAAAUUUUGUGUUUAUUUAUUUACUGUUAGUAAUUUGUAACAUGGUACUUUUCUUACGACUUCCUCGCUCGCUAGAACAGUCGUGUUACUCUCUGACUGUGGUUUCUCUCUGUCUUGCGAUUGUAAAUUCAGUGCACGUGUGACAGGCCUUUCUAUUGUGUACCUAGUUGAUGUACACUUGCAUCAAGGGUCGACAAUCUGGAGGCCACAAAUGAUUGUUCUUACAGAAUGAGUUUAUUAUGUUUUUGCCCAAUGUGCUUCACACGUCAUCGCCUCUCUCUUUUGUACGAUCCUUUCUACAAGAAUGUACUCGUAGUAUUUUCUAUUGUUCGGCAGUAUACUCCGGUUCAAAAGAUUUUUAAUUGUAUGUGAAAUUAACAAUUGUGACAUGUUUGUUUCGUUUUAAAGCACGUUCAGCCCAGCGCUAAGCUGUAGUUUUACCGCGCACUAUUCUAAUUAUGCCUGCGAUUUCACACGCCUUCCAAAAGCAAGGUGUGUCUGAAGACAGUUCCAGUAUGUUCGAAUCCUGACUUAUUCGAACGAUCAAUCAUUCGAUUCGUGUGACCGAUCAUUCGUUCGUAUACAAAUAGCAAUAUAGCGCUUUAUUUAUUGCGAACGGUGAAGACUGCAGUUGCUAUUUAUUUUAUUGAAAGGGGUAUAUUUGUCAGAGGUUAAAGGAUAUUACGAAAUUACUUGUUUAAAAUGAUUAUUACUUAGUGCGAUUUCGUGAAAAAAAAACAUCUGAAAGACAUAAGCUCGAAUGGUUUCUAAGCCAUUUGUUUCUUUGAGCAUUUGAAAAGGUUUUAUUGUUUAAUUUGACAGGACUGUGUACAUUUCAAGAGAGAUUUGUGAUUACGAAACUGCUUGUCAAUUGUUUUGAAUUAUUUCUGAUCAAAAUUUGGACAGACUAAGACAUGUUGGUCAACAAAUAGUUUUUUUUACCUUCAGUUGUUAAUAAUUUCAAGUACAGUUCUAGAAAAGAACAUGAAAAAUCAAGGAAAAUCUUAUAUUGUAUGUUUUGAAUACUUUUGGUGAUAACUUUUUUCUGGCAUGUAAUUUUGGUUGCUUACUGCUAACAUUUCCUUGCAACAAAUUAGAGCUUUGGUUUUCUGAGGAGUAAAUUACUGCUGUGGUAGGUUAAAUAAGUGUGAGACAUCGGGCAAAACAUAGAAAAAAGGUCUUGUUAUUUUAUGGGGCUGGAGUUUGUUUGUUAGUUGGCUCUCAAAGUCAAAAGACAAGUGCCGUAAGGUAUGCAUGCAGAAGAUCUGGGUCAAAUCCUAAAUAUUAAAUUCUACAAUUGUUCUUGUCUGAGCUGAUAAAUGUGAAGAUGCAAACCAAAGUGUUGAAAUUCUUCUGUGGCAAAAUGUAUGUAGAUGAUAUUCCUUAUUGUUCAUUGUUCUUAGAAAGUUAAGCUUUUUCAAUGGAAAUCUUGCUAUUUCCAAGAUUAUUUUGUUCUUUUGAAACCAGCCCUGAGAAAUUGUUUUUGUUUUAAUUUUGAGCUUGAAUGAGUAAUUUUACCCUGCAUGUAUACUUUAUGACACUUUUCCUUGAGGGUACUAUAAUCUCCUUUUUAAUUGCACAAGUGGACAUUCACUUCUCAGUGAAUUAUUUUUUCAUUUCUUUAUUAUUACAUAAUACUCAUUAUAAAGUUAUUCUCAAGACAAAGUUGAUCACAUAAAACUGCUUCAGUGUUGGUGCAAUGAACUUGUUAUUUUCUUUUGUUUUGUAAAAUGUAGCAGCAUAUUUAUGAAAGAAUACACAUUCAUCUUUCUGUAACAAAGAUUAACUGUAAUGGUAUCUAGUUACUUUAGACUUCAAGAGCCAUUUGUCUUAUUUAAGUGUAGAAGUUUGUAUUUUAAGGUGACUGUGUUGUUAGUAGUGUACGUUCAUCUUGUGACAGUGUUUAUUACUGUACUUUUCAUGUUUUUGUAUUGUUUGUUUGCUAUCAUUGCUGAGGAUGUUAAAUUAAUGGCAAAAACUAUUGUUAAAGAAGAAAACAUGAGAGACAAUGUGCAGUUUAACAAUCCAGUUCAGAAUGUAAAUUUAAGGUGGUGACAAAGUUUUUUACAGAAUGUUAGACAGGUAUACACACCGCAAUCAGACAUAGAAUUUAUGUUAAAGAUAAACACCAUGGAACUCCAAUUCUUUGCCAAGGGUGGGAUAUGCUUACUACCUGUUAUGCAGAGUUGACAUUAAUUGAUAUUUUCCAAAAGGUUGAUGUUGAAUAGUUAAACAAUAGUAGUAUGGAAUGGUAGAAUUCUAAAUGUGAUGAUAUAGGCUUAUUUAACAAGGAUUACAUUACCAUUCAUAUUCAAAGUAGUUUAUAGACACAAAAAGUUAAUAAAUGAUGAAAAUACACACCAUUCAUUUAUUGUAUGAAAAUAGAUAAGCCAGGUUUCAAUGCUAUUACACAGUUGAUUUUACUUUUUCAAAUUAUGAUGGUAGAAGUAAUCUGUCAAGUCAUAGGUAAAUCAAAAUAGUAUGCUGAAUCUCUAGGCUAAUAAACAGUGAAUAGAUUUUUACCAUUUGUAAGAUAUUUUAUGCCUCUGGUUACUGUGUAACUGACAGAGUAAUUACCAGUAACUUUCUAAGAUUUAUGUGAACUUCAUAUUAUUGUAAAGAAAGGAUUUGACUGUUUUGUGAAAGCCUUUGGUACAAGUUUUAUUCAUUAUCAUUAAGCAAAUUCUUGGUAUCUUGGAGGUAGACCCAUGCACGCUACAAGUGCAUUAGAUUUUGAUGAACUAGAGGAAGGCCGAAAUGUUAAUCUUUAAGUAGUACUGUACAUUAUGGUAGCAACUUCCCUCCUUUCAUUUCUGUUGCCCUCUUUUUAUACCAAAUGCAAAAUACAUUAAGAACCCAUAAUCUGAUCAAAAGUCCUUGCUUUUGAUCACACAUCGUUCUGUGAAGGGAAAAUCAUUCAGGCCUUUCUCUUGUUUGUCUGGUGUAUGGUAUAUUGGCAGUCGGCUCUGCAUACGUUCAUUAUUAAUCAGAAAAUCAUUAUUUAAAAUGUAGUGUUUUUAAUUCAGAAUAAACGUAAUGAACAUCUUUAUGAA
Messenger RNA from Pocillopora verrucosa, 4694 nucleotides. RefSeq lists its product as uncharacterized. The record is from RefSeq and is a predicted model, not a curated record. Lineage: Eukaryota; Metazoa; Cnidaria; Anthozoa; Scleractinia; Pocilloporidae.